UGCUCCGCGCUGAGGAGUGAAAAGAGGGAGGAGGAGAGCAGCGAGGCAGUGGGACUCACAGCACACAGCUCUCUGUUGUUGGAGACACUUGAGGGAUUCACAAUGGGCUCUGGAACCGCGUCCCGGGGUUUGGAGCUGUUUGUGGUUUUGUCUCUGCUGCCCCACUUUAUCUGCGCGAACCGGAUUAUCAGAGACACACCGGAGCCUCAGAAGUCCACCAUCACCGGACUCGGGGUGAAGGAGCACUCGCAGAUUGUUGCCCAGCACAAUAGACUGCGCAGCCGGGUCAAACCGAUGGCAGCUAACAUGCAAAAAAUGGAGUGGAAUGAGAAGUUGGCCUUACUUGCAAAAGAGAGAGCUGCGUCAUGUCACACAGACCCGCCUCCUCAGCACUCCUCAUCGUUCAGUCACAUCGGCUGGAACUCACAUCUCUCCGCUUAUGGUGUCACCUCAUUUUCGAACGCUAUUCACUCUUGGUUUGAGGAAGGAGAAGAUUACCUUUACACGAGUGGACAAUGUAGAGAGAACACAACCUGUCAGCACUAUACACAGUUGGUGUGGGCCACUUCGAGUCAUGUGGGAUGUGCCAGCCAGCUGUGUCUGAGAGACGGAGACCUCUGGGAGAUGUUCGUCUGUGCAUAUUACCCCGGGGGUAACUGGGAGGUGAAUGGUCGGCUGGUGAUGCCCUAUAAGAAGGGGCUGUACUGCUCUCUGUGCACCUCUUCUAUGUCUGGCUGCUUCAGACUGUGGGACCACGUAGGAGGAUUAUGUGAGAUUCCAAAGAAUCCGUGUCGGAUGAGCUGCGGUCAGCACGGCCAUCUGAACAUCUCAUCCUGCAAGUGCACGUGUGAGCCGGGCUUCACCGGACGCCUCUGCCAAGUACGGUGCAGCAUGCAGUGUGUACACGGUCGUUUCAAAGAAGAAGAAUGCUCUUGCCUGUGUGAUGUUGGCUAUGGUGGUGCUGAGUGUGCAGAGAAAGUGCAGUUUCCCUUUCACAGCUGUGAUGUGAUGAUAGAUGGUGAUUGCUUCAUGGUGUCUUCAGAAGCUUCCACCUACUACGGAGCCAAAAGUCACUGUCAGGACCGAGGAGGUAUUCUAGCUCAGAUUCACAAUCAGAAGGUUCAGGACAUCCUGGCGUUUUAUCUCAGUCAGCUGGAGACGAGCAACGAGGUCACUAACACUGACUUUGAGACAAGAAACUUCUGGAUUGGUUUGACAUACAAGCCUCUGAAAGACUCAUUUCGCUGGGACACAGGAGAGAUCCCUGGAUACAGCAGCUUUGCCUUUGGGCAACCUGACAACCAAGGCUUUGGAAACUGUGUGGAGCUGCAGGCGUCAAGUGCUUUUAACUGGAACGACCAGCGAUGUAAGACCCACAACCGAUACAUUUGCCUGCAUGCUGCAGAGCACAUCGCCCUGUGGGAGGACGACAGGUGACCUGGAUUUCUCAAAGGGGUGAAACUCUGUGUGCUGUACGUGUUUAAAGUUGGUUGGGAUAAUGGCCAUUAUUGUUGUUGUUUUUUAAUCCUUGUGCACAUAUUAAUGUAGUUUAGAUGUACUAUAUAUACUGUACAUGCUUGAAUGUUUAAUGCAAAUGUUUAAUCAUUAAAUG
Centropristis striata (black sea bass) is the source of this 1612-nucleotide messenger RNA. Its product is annotated as C-type lectin domain family 18 member A-like. Lineage: Eukaryota; Metazoa; Chordata; Actinopteri; Perciformes; Serranidae. The record is from RefSeq and is a predicted model, not a curated record. The transcript is spliced from 12 exons. The coding region runs from base 103 to 1437 and encodes 444 amino acids.